AUGGGAGCUGACGAGAAGAAAGUAUUGCUACUGGGCGCUGGGAUGGUUAGCGGACCAUUUGCUGACUUUUAUUCGAAGCAAGCCAAGGUACACGUGACUGUGGCCACCGAAUCUCGUGAAGACGGUCAUCGUCUGGCAAAGAGUGAUAACAUUACGCCGCUUGUUGUCGACGUAGCCAGGGAACAUGACGUACUGGACCAGCUAGUGAGGUAA
Messenger RNA from Cylicostephanus goldi, 213 nucleotides. The record is from the annotation of a GenBank genome assembly. Lineage: Eukaryota; Metazoa; Nematoda; Chromadorea; Rhabditida; Strongylidae.